UAGAUUCUGGAUCUGAACCGGACAGGAGAUAAGCUCGGUUUGACACACAUAUGCGUAAAAUAGAAUUGAACCACUCGGUACGUUCUUUUAUCUGGUUCAUGUAAAUGAAAACGAGAUCAUACAAAGUAGUCGUAAACUGAAAUCAAAGGAAGGAAAAUAAGUAAGCGAGGAAAUGGCGUUGAGCUCGAUGACAUGGGGUUACGCACGGAUCAUAGCUGGAACACUUCUCGGUGGAACACUUGGAUUCUACGUUAUGCAUCGCGUCGAAGUUAGCUACAAGAUGAAGAUGGAGGAAGCGUUGAAGCAAUACGAGAAGGACAUGAAGAAGAGACAAGAAGAAGAGAAUCUCAGUCAGUUCAGUGAAGAUUCUGUCUAAGCUUUGCCUGGGAAAAUGCAGACAAAGUGUUCGACGAAAUGCCCAGACGAGAUUCUUUCUUGUUUUCUCCUUUUUUUUCUCUUUUUCCUGUAAUUUCCGGUUUGGUUUGGUUGGCGUUUUGAUAAAAGUUUUAUUGACUUUGGUUUAAAAUCUGUAUACUUGAUGGACCAGAGAAACAGCGAUACUAUAUGUACUUGUGUUUUG
This is a messenger RNA of Eruca vesicaria subsp. sativa (arugula), 580 nucleotides long. Lineage: Eukaryota; Viridiplantae; Streptophyta; Magnoliopsida; Brassicales; Brassicaceae. The record is from the annotation of a GenBank genome assembly.